Messenger RNA from Penicillium riverlandense, 762 nucleotides. RefSeq lists its product as uncharacterized. The record is from RefSeq and is a predicted model, not a curated record. Bases 1 to 762 code for a protein of 253 amino acids. The transcript has 3 exons. Lineage: Eukaryota; Fungi; Ascomycota; Eurotiomycetes; Eurotiales; Aspergillaceae. Gene Ontology annotation, molecular function: chitin binding.
AUGGAGACUCCGAAUACUUGCUGUGGUCUCUGCCAUUCCGACAGGAUUUACUGCCGCUUUGAUCCGAGACAAUCAGUCUCCAAUGAUGGACUUUGUGGUGCAUACAACGGUACCACUACCUGCUCCGGCAGCAUCUAUGGCACCUGCUGCAGCAAGAUUGGAUGCUGUGAUAGUGAGACCGACUACUUCGGAUCCAGCUGCCAGAAUGUCAACGGCACCUGCGGAGCCAAUACCACUCUAAGCUGGUACAGCCUGGGGUGCUACUCCGACAACACUAACGCUCGCGCCCUGAACACCUCCGUUCUCGUCACCGGCCACACCGUCAAGUGCUACUGCGGUACCGCCAUCGAGAACGACUCUGGACCCAUUGAUUCCUCUAGUUGCAAUGCGGCAUGCGCAGGAGACAGCAGCGAGAUUAGUGGCGGAGCGGACGCUCUGAGCCUGUAUUUCAUCGUGCCUAUCUGGCAGAGCGUGGGAUGCUACUCCGACACCACUCUUAAACGCACUCUGGCUAUGUCCUACAAUAUUGGCGGUAAUACCGUGGAGAACUGCCAGGCAGCGUGCAAAAAGGACGGAUAUAUCUAUGCCGGCAUGGAGUUUGGCACUCAGUGUUUCUGUGGCAAUACUAUCGACAACGGCGGUGCUCCUACCUCUGGCUGUGGAACCCCAUGCCCGGGCGAUGCUUCUGAGACCUGCGAUGGAGCCAAUGCUCUAAGUUUGUACUAUCUUUUCGAGGACUCUGAGCCCGAGGAGAAGAAGUAG